Hordeum vulgare subsp. vulgare (domesticated barley) is the source of this 512-nucleotide messenger RNA. Its product is annotated as protein PELPK1-like. The record is from RefSeq and is a predicted model, not a curated record. NCBI's taxonomy places the organism in Eukaryota, Viridiplantae, Streptophyta, Magnoliopsida, Poales, Poaceae. The transcript has a single exon. The coding region runs from base 78 to 512 and encodes 144 amino acids.
CUUGCAGUCACCUGCUAGGCUGCUACACACGAGCGAGAAACCCAUCUCUCAACAGUAACUUCGCUAGUUCUAGCUAUAUGGCUUCCACCGCGAGCAUGCUGGCCGUGGUCAUGGCGUGCGCGAUCCUCCUCGCCGGCAGAACGUGCAACGCCGCCCGCAACCUGGCCGACACGACGUCCGCGGCCGCCGCUCCGGCUGCAAGCACCGUCCCUGGCCUGCCGGCCAUGCCAACCUUGCCCGGCGUGCCCACGGACACGGUGACCCUGAUGCCGCCCAUGCCGUCGGUCACCCUUCCCACCGUGCCGCAGGUGACGCUGCCGCCCAUGCCGGCCAUCGUCGUGCCCACGGCGGUCCUGCCGCCCAUGCCCAAGGUCACCCUCCCCACCGUGCCGCAGGUGACGAUGGCGCCGAUGCCCGCGAUUGUCGUGCCCAAGGUGACGCUGCCGCCGUUGCCGUUCGUCCCGAGUGUGAAUGUGCCCAUGCCGUUCGCGGCGCCGCCCCCUUCAGCGUAG